Pieris macdunnoughi is the source of this 393-nucleotide messenger RNA. The record is from the annotation of a GenBank genome assembly. Lineage: Eukaryota; Metazoa; Arthropoda; Insecta; Lepidoptera; Pieridae.
AUGGCUAACCCAUCAGAAAGUACCAUCCAUUCCAAUGAGUGUACUGAUAUGCCUGAAGAUAUCAAAACUGUUCAAUUACUAGCCAAAGGACUCUUAGAACUGUAUGAACCUCCACUUGUGACCAUUAAAACUCAUUUGAAAGAAUUAACGGAUAAACAAGAUGCAGUUCAUAACAUGCUGUUAUCAGAGAGACGAAGGUUGGAAGAUCUUCAAAAUGAUGUAACUCUAGAUGCUUUAUUGGCAGAUGUCGCAACAAGCAAAGAAAAACUUAAUUCAAUAUCAAAUGCAAUGAUUACUUUACAUAAGAGAGUGCACUCCUUACAAGCCCGGGCUGCCAAUGUGGAGAAAGUGGCCAAGAGCAGAGCUAUCCAAAGUCCAUCAAAAAGUAGUUAA